Cylas formicarius (sweet potato weevil) is the source of this 7850-nucleotide messenger RNA. RefSeq lists its product as uncharacterized. Bases 1833 to 7784 code for a protein of 1983 amino acids. Gene Ontology annotation, biological process: signal transduction. The transcript is spliced from 27 exons. NCBI's taxonomy places the organism in Eukaryota, Metazoa, Arthropoda, Insecta, Coleoptera, Brentidae. The record is from RefSeq and is a predicted model, not a curated record.
GAGAAAGAAAAACAUUGAGUCUGUCCAAAAUAAAAACUUCAAAUAAAUAAUUAAUAUGUAAUAAUUUUUAAUGAACUUGAAUUUCCAAAAUAGGAACACAAAUUAAAUUUUUUGGCCUCCUUAAUUCUAACUAACGUCGUGCCGAAAAAAUUCUUGCUAAAUUCCUUGCUGAACUUGCCAGAUGUCUGAAUUUGAACCUGUCAGAGUUUCUAAUGAGUAUGAAAAGUUUCUUCGAGAAUUUAUAGCAGUUUUCAAAGAGUUGCCAGUUCUGUGGGACAAGCGUCACCCAGGUUACUCCAACAAAACGGAGAGAAACAAUGGAAUCGAAAUUCUAUUAAGUAAAUGCAAAGAAUAUUUUCCGGAUGUUACUUAUGAAUUUGCUAAAGUAAAACUCGAAACAAUUAGAGGAUGUUUUCGUAGAGAGUACAAAAAGGUGGUACAAUCUAAAGAAAUUGCAAACUCUCCAGAGGAGAUAUAUAAACCAACAUUAUGGUAUUAUAGUUUAUUAUUGUUCACAGUGGGUGAAAAUGCAGAUUAUGGAGAUAUGGAAGCAUUGCAGAAUUAUUCAAAAUCAUCUUAUUGGACUAGAGAAUAUACACUCAUCUUAAUUGAUUUAUUAAAAAGUCAACCAAUGUUCUACUCAGCAGAUUCAUGCAAAUAUAGUAGAAGUGAAAAACUUUUGGCAUUAAAGAAGAUUGCUGAUGGAUUAUUGAUGGAAACAGGCAAAAAAUUUGAAUUGAUGGAAAUAAAAAGAAAAAUCACAAUGUUAAAAGAUCAGUACAGAAGGGAACGCAGAAUGAUGAGAAUCAAAAAAUCAAAAACAAGUUCCUUAUGGUGCUAUGAAAUGUUAAGUUUUUUAAAACACAAUGCUUCAAUGAAGACAAAAAAGGAAUCAAAAUCUACAGAAGCUUUACUUGAUGUUACAUUUGACAGUGUUACUAGUCCUCCCAUUCUUGAAAUCCAAGGUAUUGAAGAAAAUGACACAAAAAAUUUUGACUCAGUUGUUGGAAAUGUUAGUAAUAAUAUGUUGGUUUCCAAUGCAAAGUACAAUUACAAUGACAUCUUUGACACGAUUGGAAAGAAUGUUACCCGCAAAUUAAAAGAUAUGUUAGAAGACCAAAGAAGAUAUGCAAUCAAUAUUAUUAAUGAUAUUCUCUGUCAUGGUUCGAUGAAUCAUUUAAGCUGGGAUUUAGGAUUGUCCAUCAAGUAUGAUGAAUGAAUGAUUGUCUAUUUUAUAAUAUAUUUUAUUUAUUAAUAAAUGUAUAACCACCUUAUUUCUUAACCCUUGAUUUCUAGAUAUAGCAUAUUAUUUCAACUCUCAAGGCUUUUUUGAAACUCUUAAUACUAAAGUUUAGUUGAUUUCACAACAUUCAUUCCUAAAUUGUUUUUGCACUAAAUACUAAAUAAUUACAAAGCUUUAAAUUUUACUGUUCGGGUUCUGUCUUUUAGCAAAUGUGUGCAUAUAAAUAAAGUCGCUUUCACCCGUAGCUCUGUGUUUAUUAUUUUCUUAAACAUGAAAAAUACUGCCGACGAUUCAUAUGAAAAAAAUUUAAGUAGCCAAUAGGCCAUACCAAAGGAAUUUUGAAUAAUUUUCAAAAUUUCAUGAUUUCAAGUUUUUAAAUUAGAAGGUAUGGAAAACCUAGAGCGUGUUUUUUUGGUUAAACGUUUUUAACAGAACGCGUAAAACAAACAAAAAGUACCUACUGAUGGAAAUUUUAUGUUAGGCAAGUUAUUAACAGGUGGCUCUGGUGACGCGUUUUAUUUAAUUUUUUGCUUUGAAAAUUAAUAAAAACCGAGAAACUGGAAAUUUUUGUUGCCAGUAGUAUUUAAACAUGCGGUUUAUAGUGAAGAUUUUUUGUAUGGUAACUUUAUGUGUAUUUUGUUUGAGUAAUGAAUUGCCCUAUUCAAAAAAUAAUGCUAGAGAAUUGGCAGAUAUAUUCUUCAAAAAUUUAAAAUUUGAUCCCUAUAUAGAAGAAGACAAUGGCGAAUUAACUGAAAACAACAAAAACUACAUAAAUAGAAAUGUUAAACUAUUUGUUGAUAUUAUCACAGAGAGGCAAGGUGUGGCUUUUUCAAGAUCAAAAAGAAGUUCAAUCAGAGGGGCAUUGCAAAAUAAGGAGUUAAUAACUGUCGUUCCAAUUGCUUAUAUUCCAACUAAACUUUUGGAUGACAUAAAGUUUCUUUCCGAUAUUGAGGAUUGGAUUUAUGUGGGUCUGCACCAUGAACAAGACCUACUAAUUUUCCGGAACGAGACGGUUUUGAUUAGAGAAAAUUUGUCUCAUUACACAUCCGAUCUUUCCAUUAUCGAGUCGAAGGGGUUUACUUUACUAGCUGUCGGCACUGAUCAAGCGGUAAAUGUAUUUGAGUUGAUCUUGAAGGAGCGAAACCUGAGAAAUGUGCAAAGUUUAAAUAUCGCUAACGCUAGUCAGGUCCAACUUUGGGAAUGUAACGAAGAUCUGUAUCUAUUUGUAACGUGGUCUAGCGACUGGGAGCACGUUUUGAAAAAAUCAACUGUCACAAUUUACAAAUGGCUCGGGAAACAUUUUGAUCUCGUUCAGAGUAUAACUUCUUCGAAUGUUGCGAAAUCGAUUCCAUUUUCGAUUCACGGACAACAAUUCCUCGUUCUUCUUCGGUCAGAACUGCACACCGAUGAGUUGGAAUCUUACUCGCAUAUCUACAAAUUCGAUCCGGAUGAAAUGAAAUAUGUGUUAUUCCAGCGCAUAUUUACUCCAAAUUCAAAAAAUUUACGGUACUUUACAAGCACAAUCAACGGAAAACCUGAACAUUUCUUUGUUAUCGAUAAUGUUGAUAUCACAGAAAAUGAUUUUUCUGAACCAUCUGUCGGGCCUGUCAUCUACAAAUACGUUGAGAUCCAUUUUAUUCCAUUCCAAAGGUUAGAAAUUAGAGACUUGGUUUCUAAUAUGCAACCUGUGCAAGACAUUGAAGGUAACACUGUGCUGCUUUUUUUCACAAAGACUGGUUUCAAGGGAUUUCAAUAUGAUGGAUGGAAUUUUUCGGAAGCGCUAGUUCAGGUGGAUACUGCCAGCACAGGUUUCGAAACUAAUAUUCGAGCUAUUCAUAUUGAGCGCGUUCAGGGCCAGGAUGCUAUUGUUCUACUGUGCGAUUCUUGUGACGGGCUGGCCAAUGUAUUCCGCGUAAAUUUUAUAUCACGAGACAUGAUGGAAAGCGUAUAUUCUGACUUACAGUCGUGGUGUACAGCGAGACUGAAAGAGAUCGAGUCUCGUGAUGAAAUCGAGAUUGUUGGCGAAUCCUUAAGAGGAGAUUUGAACGAGGAAAUAAAUUUAGAAGAAGAUGCAGUAGAUCAGAUAAUCGCCGAGCUUAAAAACUUAAAUGAAACUCUUACAAACCUGGAACAAAGCAUCGGCUUUUCGUCCUCUGAAAAUGGCGAUUUUAAAUUCAAAAAAGCCGUAGACACGAUUGUUUUCAACAGAUCUGCCAUUAUAAAUUCACUGCAUACCGAAUAUAUUAACGAUGAAAGUGCCGGCGGUGUUGUCGACAGCAUUCUAAGCAUCAAAGAUGGUUUUGAAAUUAAUGCACCCCUAACUUUCGACUUCUUACUUGUUGAGAACGAGUUUCGAUCAAAAUUAAUUAACAAUAAAUCGGAAUCCGAAUUCAUUCGUGCAAACGACGAUCUCGAUUUGCGAAAUUUGAAAGUCGGCGGUUUCGUCACUUUUCAAAAUGACGUAAACAUUUUAGAUAACAUCAACAACUUCAGCAUUAAUAUGUCCAAUAUACUUCUUAGCGAAGGCGAUCAAGAACUAUUUAAUCUCAAUACUAACGACGUUGCUAUUCUUAGUUUAAAAUGCCAGUAUUUGAAUAAAUUACGCUUUGCCGAUAUAUCAAGCCGAUUUAAUGAGACCCGUUCCAAACUUAAAGAAUUGGACGAAGUGGUCGCAAAUAAUGUUGACAUCGGUGGGUUAAUGAAUGAAGUGAGCCUCGAAAUAUUGAGGGAUCAGACGUUAAAAAAAGUUGGAGAUCAGCGUAUUGAAAAAACGUGGUAUUUCGACUUGCUUACGACGGAAGAGCUCACUGUGAACGGCCGAAUUUCUUCUCAAAAGUUUCCGGAAGAUAUGGUUCUGAUAAACGGCGAAGAAUACGUAAUCAACCAGGACGUAAACUUUGAACACGAACUAAAAGUAAAUAAACUGGAAGUGCUGAAUUCGCUAAAUGACAUACCCGUCAACGACAACGGCGAGCUCGAAAUCCUGCUAAAGGAUUCGAAUCAACGCCAAUAUAUUCGGGGCGCAGUUUCGAUUGAAAAUUUACUGAUUGCCAAUCCUAUUUUACUGCGCAGUAAAAUAAAAAAUGAUCGUUUCUUAAAUAAGAGUCCUUUGAUUAUGGAUGCAGGUGAUCACGUUAUCGACGAUGAUCUUGAAAUUAUCGGAGGAGCGAAAAUCAAAGGGAUUUUGCAGGCAAAUGAUCUGACUGCGAUAAAAACGGAACGGUCUGUGGUAGAGGCUUUUGAAAGUGCUGUAAAGAUAACGGAUAAACUAAUAAACAUCACUUUAAACUUUACCGAAGGCGUCUGUUUAGAUCAAACGUUUGCAGAACGCGUGAAUGGAAUCGAUCCCCGGGAUUGGUUGUUGAGAGAAUCUAACGUGUCUCAAGUCAUACGGGGUAGGAAACGCUUUGUAAACGAUCUAAAACUCAAUGGUGUCGUGAUAGUCGAGAUUAUGAACGAUGUUGACACCACUGUGCUUGAAAAAAAUGCACUGAAAAUAACUGGAGAUCAGGAUAUUAAUGCUGAGAUGGAGAUACCUCUGGUAGCAGCAGAAAAUGGUACGGAGUCAAACGUGCUCAACUUUGGUUCAAAUCCGUGGAAAAACUUAGCGAAGCACUCUCAACGUGAAAUAACUCACAAAACCAUAUCCGGCAAUUUGUCGUUGAACUUGCUUCAAGCCAACAAUACCGAAAUUAAGGGUUCGAUCAAUAAUCAGUUCGAUCUUUUGCGUUCAAUAAAUGAUAUCACUCGUAAAGGAACCAAUUUUAAAGUCUUUGGAGAAAAGCGUUUCGAUACUUUACAUAUAAAAGAAUUGAGUUACAACUUCGAGCAAUGUAUUGGACGUAUGUUGAAAGCCAUUUCCGAGAAGAAAAUUGAUAUCGACGGACCUGUGAGUUUUUAUAAAGAUAUCGAAAUUAGCAAUAUCAAUUUCGAAGGGUUAUGUAAUGGUCUGCGAGAUGAUCAGUUUGAACAUAUCGCGAAAAUGGACGAAAGCGAUUGCGUAAUCAACGAAGACAUGAGGUACGACAAUGUUUUCGUAGAUGGAGAAGUCACUAUACAGGAUAACGAGAUAAGUGGAGUAAAUAUCACACGAAUCUAUCACGAUACCGUUAAAAUUGACGAGAGUUUCCAUUUUAAGAAUGCCGUUUUUGGUAAAGAUGUAAUCAUUGAAAAUGAUCUUCUUGUGGAAGGAAAUGUUGACAAUUUGGAUAUAACUAACAUUUUCGAACAAAACUCGACCACUCCUGUAACGCUGGCUGAUAAGACAUUUGAGCAAGACGUGUUCGUUGAAAAUACUCUUAGUAUAGAAAGUGUGUCUAAAAAAUUGAACUUCGCUACCUUGUGUGAUGUUUGGCAGCAAGAUAGUAAUAUUAGAAGCUUAUAUGUUAAUGGCAAUAUUGUUAUCGUAAAAGGUCAACAGAUUAACCGCAUAAACGGCUACUCUAUCGAUGAUUUAGCAGACAAAAUUUGGUUUUCGGAUGAAGCGGGUGAACUUAAAGGAAAUUUGAAUUUCGACAAUACGACCUUUCGGAAUACUAUUAAUGUUACAGGCCUUGUCGACGAUAUUGCAAUUAAUCUCUUGGCGAAGAACUACUUAAGCCUAUCCAAAGAACAGACAAUCUUGUCCAAUCUCGUGUUUGAAAAUGACGUGGUUUUUAGUGGAAACGUUUCUACUCCGGAAAUAUUUCUCGAGGGCACCAUCAACAAUGUCCACUUGAGAGACGCGAUUGCAAAUAUUCUUUUAGAUCAUGUUGAUCAGGUGUUUGAAAGCGUCGUAUAUUUGGAGGAAUGCGAUGUGAUCGCCAUUGAAAAUGUUACGAAUUAUCUUGUAAACGGCUUGAAUGUGCAAUUUGAUGUAAUGAGAUACGACACGGAAAAUAUUGUCACCGGUCGUAAAUUAGUUGAGAACGUCGUCACUGAAUUCUCGAAUGUGUCAGACGGUGUAAAAAUUCAAAACGUGGACAUCAUUCAUUGGCUGAACAAUUCGGUGUUGUCUGACGGCAGCUUUAGAAUUACUGGCAACAAAGUAUUGGGUAAUGCGUCGUUUAAGAACGGCUUGAGCGUCAGAGGCAAGGUCAACAAUGAAAUUUUCACAAAGAAUUCAGUAAUGCUGACCAAUUUGACCCAAACCAUUGCAGGAGCAAAAACAUUUAUUGGAAUAGCGCCGCAGUUUAAAACUUUGAAAUCUAAAGCAUCAGUCAAUGGGAUCGAUUUAGGAGAACUGGCUAAAAGUCAGUUACGAAUUAAUGGAGAUAAUACUAUCAAAACGCCCAUUGAAUUUUUUGGCAAAAUUAGUGCUAGAAAUCUAAAUAUUAUUGAGUUGAAUGAUGGCAUUAACGUUAUGAAUUUGUUGAAAGACACUACCAAAUUAAAGAGCCUAAAUAACAUUGUGGAAAGCUAUAAUGACCUGUUAAAUAUGGCGGAAGGAAUGCAGAAAUCCUUAAAAGAUCAGGCUUACUUUUUAAAAUAUUAUAAGGAAGUAAUGCAUUUUUCCAAUGCAUAUGAGGCUUUUGGCAUACAGAACGAGCAUGGAAUCAUCAAUCUCGUAUUGUUUUUCAAUAUUAACAGUACAAAUGUCUACAGAGUUUUUCAGUUGGAAGAUUAUACAAAUACGUUCGUUUUUAUAGGCGAAAAUACGGAAUCUUAUUCGAUACCCAAUUAUAUGCAACAUGUUUUAAUAAAUGGGAAUGAAUAUCUUUACAUCGAACACAUGGAGCAACUCCCAAUUUUCGAAUACUCUGCCUAUUCAUUUUUGGGUAAACUUGUGCGUCUGACUGAUUAUGCCAAAUUUGAGGAAAUACAAAUAUUCCCAACUAAUGGGACGAUAUGUUUAACGACAAUACGCUUACCAAAAUUAGAACAAGAAUGUUUGAUUUUCGUUGACCAGCAGCGGCUCAAGGUUGAUAUUCUGUGCGAUGAAUCUGGGAACCAAAAUUACUACUUAUUUCAGACGAUUUUAUUGGAACAAGUAGAUAAGGUUUCGUCGGUUGUCGUCUACGAUACAGCAUACAUUAUCGCUUCCUGCGGUGCUACUAACGCACAAGAAGGUGGUUUGAAAAUAUUUGCAAUGGGAAAACUGGACCAAAGAUUCCAGUUGGUUCAGUCAAUUUUUGACGGAGCCGAGGCUGUUGGCGUGGAUGCUACAUUCUUUGGAGAUCAAGCUUUGAUGGGAGUGGCCUUUCGCUCCCAUGAAUCGGCCGUUAAUUUAGGAAGACUCUCAAUUCGAAGACUGGAUGAACAUCAAAAUCAGUUUGUUCCAUGGCAAUAUUUUCCUAUGACAUCUCCCCUGGCGGUUAAUUUCUUAAAACCUAUUAAGAACGAACCACCACUUUUAAUUGUACCAUCUUUGGAUGCCAAUGUGCCACUGCUUGGUAUAAGGUACGGAGGUUUGUCAGGAUUUCAAGAAAGCUUUAGAAGUCCAGGAUUACCUGCCGGUCUGUUGUUUCGGAAAGUAGGAGAUAAAUUCAUCUUGACUUUAAAUCGGGAGAACGGCGAUGUUACCGUAAUGAUGGCUGUGUUUGGUGGCAGGAGAAUUACCUGAUAAAUUUAUUUUAUUUGUGUUUGUUUUGUUAUUUGUCUUUAUUGUUGUGAGAAUAAAUUUAAUUCG